Molecule: messenger RNA, 474 nt
Organism: Habropoda laboriosa
Lineage: Eukaryota; Metazoa; Arthropoda; Insecta; Hymenoptera; Apidae
Exons: 3
Coding region: 116-439 (107 amino acids)
Biological process (GO): mitochondrial electron transport, cytochrome c to oxygen
Source: RefSeq, a predicted model, not a curated record
UUUGCAUGUAAUAUUUAAAUAAAUUAAAAUGUUGAUUAUUGGGAUAUUUUGUAAAAAUGGCUAGCCUGCGUUCUACCAACCUACAUUAGUUUACUUUGUAGCAAAUGCGUCUUUCAUGCAGAGGGAAUUAAAAUCACUACAAAGGCGAGAACCGUAUGAUAAGUCACCACGUCCACUAGAAAAAAACCUUCCACAAAUGAUGUACGAUACUAUUAAAACCAAACCUGUAGCUACAGCUUCAUCUACACAACAUUAUUCUACAGUGAGUCCAAAAAUUCUAAAAUUGCGACAGGAAAUGCAGGCUGACAUGACAAAACCUGUAUUUCUUAUUCGUGGAACACGUGAUAAAGUAUGUUUUGGUGUAACUGUCGCAUUAGCGGCAGUUUGCACGGUGUUGAAUUUCACGAACUUUGUAGAGCUCAAGAAGAAAUUUAAAUAAAUAUAAGAAGUUAAGAAAUGAUACCAUAGAUUCAU